AUGAAUAUAGGGGACUUGAUUCCCCAGCUAGCGGGCCUCACGUACAACCCACCGAGCUCGCUGCCGAUUAACUUGGGAGGACAGAACUUCACGCACUGCUGUCUCCGGGCGCUGAACGACUCACUUGUUUUAAGUCCGAACGGGAACUUAUCCUACUCUUCGACUUCAUUCGUAGCACCCGGCGUCUCGAUCGAGCAGCUUGAGGACGCGAUCCAGAACGAUGCGUUCCCUUGUGGUGCGACCUUCAACGGCGACCUUCGUGGCGCCCCAGUUGUCCGCAUCCCGUACUACCAGUGCACGGCACAGUGCCCAGGAUGGGAAAUCUCGCAUUCGAAUGCCAUGCAACAGUGGAUCGGCCCGCUGGUGCAGUUCAUCGUACCUAGUUUAGCCUUUUGCACCAACGUCCCACGCACCCACAAACUUGCUAUCCCGGAGAUCGUGUUCAAAGCCCAUCCGCGAACGAUCACCGGAUUUAUGACAUAUUGGAUCCGACUACUAGGCGCUGUUCUGCUCAUGACUCUCGACACGGUGGUCUGGCUUGGCAUCUGCUUCGCCUUCGCGGGUCCGAUGCUGUUGAGCGCUGUAUAUGAGUACGCGCUCGAUCGUAAGGUGCUGGAGUUCAUGGCCCCGCCCAAUGAUAGACCUCCGGCCAUGUCUUUGCGAUUAAGGGCUCAGUUACUAUUGUCUAUAGUCGUUGGGAAUAUUCGAAUGGCCAGCCUUGAGAAUGACGAACCGGAAGUUGAUAGUCGGCACCAUAGUACCGCUUCUAGCGAUUUGGAAGCGAUUCGACCCCUUGAGAAGCGCAUAACGAGUAAAUUGGUGCAUAAUAGUGUUUGGAAGCGGGUUAUGGUGUUGAUUGAAGAACACGAGGCGUCCAAAUUGAAUAGUCGAUAUCGGGGGGAGACAGUGUCUUUGUCAACCAAACUCAAGGCGCUUCUCAACUCUCAAGCGAGCUUCGGAUCAACAGUAGGGGCGCCAGUAUUAUUCUUCCUUGGCGGCUUCGUCUAUACUGUCCUAGACGCGGAUAAUACCCUAGGAGACAACGACACAGCCCAUGCCCUCGCGUUUGGCUUAUGGUGGAUGGUUAUUCCUUAUCUUGCCAUAAUCUCCUGUGCAAUGUUGGCAUCGAACAGUCCUAGCAUGCUGGAUGGCCUUGUAUAUGACGGCGGUACUGUUGCCACGGUAGAUGAGUACGAAGUGAGUAUCUGGGCACAACAUAUCAAGAAAAUCAAGUCAUAUAAGGGAAUUGGUUUCGUCAUAGGACGUCUUGAAGGAUAUAAUCCGAUUGAAACAGCUUACGAAGGCAGAUUUCGCACAGUUAAGCUAUGGAAACGGGGUCUCAACAAACGCGAAUGGGUUCAGGAGGCGAUUAGCGAGCACACACUUUCAUCUGACUAUCGGAGUGGCAACGGCAUAUCCCCUGAUGAGAUGCGAAAGGCCCUCUCGCUGACCUACCUGGAUUGUUUGUACGUCCUAAUCGGAGCCUUAUUCGCGGUGCUAGCGCCGUGCUGUCUAGCAUUUCUGACCUCUUACAAUACGCCCCAAGCCGGACUGUCCUGUCGCAGUCUGACCUAUCUUGUCUAUGCUAUUAGCCAAGUAUGUGAAAUGGCCUUAUGGAUAUGUGCCGCGAGGUUGAGGAUACGAUAUGGUACUCGGUGGUCGGAGACAAACCCUAUCGCAAAAAGGAUAUGCUGGUGGGGGCAAGUUUUCGUGGGAUUCUUUGCUGUAUUUGCGGCGGUGGGAGGUACUACUAUGCAGCUGGUAGGUGUUUAUAGAAGCUGCGCUUGCAAGGUACCGGUGAGAUAUUGGCCCAGGCUCCAUGACCCAAACGCAUACAUUGUGCUCAGCAAUAACACCACCGAAGACAUAGAGGCAGCGCAGCGCUGGUGGACAGUGACUGGGAGCACAGCUGUGGUGGUUGUUGGAAUUGUGUGUGCCCUUGCGUGGUGGCAUCAACGACGUCUACGAAAGAAGUUUCGAGAUGAAGCGGAUAAAUUGGAUAUUGACAAUGCAGGCAGUGAACAAGCCGCGCAAUGUUCAGAACCGUAG
Daldinia caldariorum is the source of this 2049-nucleotide messenger RNA. RefSeq lists its product as uncharacterized. Bases 1 to 2049 code for a protein of 682 amino acids. Lineage: Eukaryota; Fungi; Ascomycota; Sordariomycetes; Xylariales; Hypoxylaceae. The transcript has 5 exons. The record is from RefSeq and is a predicted model, not a curated record.